AUGAGGAGGAGGAACCUGGGAGAGGAAUGGGAGCUCGGGGAAAGAUCCCCGUUGGUCCCCAUCGAGACCCCGCGGGGCCCCGUCGAGACCCCACAGGGCCCCGUCAAGACCCCACGGGGCCCCGUCAAGACCCCACAGGGCCCCGUCAAGACCCCACAGGGCCCCAUCAAGACCUCGCAGGGCCCCGUCAAGACCCCACAGGGCCCCGUCAAGACCCCACAGGGCCCCGUCGAGACCCCACAGGGUCCCGUCAAGACCCCACGGGGCCUCGUCAAGACCCCACAAGGCCCCGUCAAGACCCCACAGGGCCCCGUCAAGACCCCACGGGGCCCCGUCAAGACCCCACAGGGCCCCGUCAAGACCCCGCAGGGCCCCGUCAAGACCCCGCGGGGCCCCAUCAAGACCCCGCAGGGCCCCGUCAAGACCCCGCGGGGCCCCGUCAAGACCCCACAGGGCCCCGUCAAGACCCCACGGGGCCCCGUCAAGACCCCACAGGGCCCCGUCGAGACCCCACAGGGCCCCGUCAAGACCCCGCGGGGCCCCGUCAAGACCCCGCAGGGCCCCGUCAAGACCCCACGGGGCCCCGUCAAGACCCCGCGGGGCCCCGUCAAGACCCCACAGGGCCCCGUCGAGACCCCACAGGGCCCCGUCGAGACCCCACAGGGCCCCGUCGAGACCCCGCAGGGCCCCGUCGAGACCCCGCAGGGCCCCGUCAAGACCCCGCGGGGCCCCAUCAAGACCCCGCAGGGCCCCGUCAAGACCCCGCGGGGCCCCGUCAAGACCCCACAGGGCCCCGUCAAGACCCCACAGGGCCCUGUCAAGACCCCGCAGGGCCCCGUCAAGACCCCACAGGGCCCCGUCGAGACCCCGCAGGGCCCCGUCAAGACCCCACGGGGCCCCGUCGAGACCCCACAGGGCCCCGUCAAGACCCCACGGGGCCCCGUCAAGACCCCACAGGGCCCCGUCAAGACCCCACAGGGCCCCGUCGAGACCCCACAGGGCCCCGUCGAGACCCCACAGGGCCCCGUCGAGACCCCGCGGGGCCCCGUCAAGACCCCACGGGGCCCCGUCAAGACCCCGCGGGGCCCCGUCGAGACCCCGCAGGGCCCCGUCGAGACCCCACGGGGCCCCGUCGAGACCCCGCAGGGCCCCGUCAAGACCCCGCGGGGCCCCGUCGAGACCCCGCAGGGCCCCGUCAAGACCCCACGGGGCCCCGUCAAGACCCCACAGGGCCCUGUCAAGACCCCGCAGGGCCCCGUCAAGACCCCACGGGGCCCCGUCGAGACCCCACAGGGCCCCGUCGAGACCCCGCAGGGCCCCGUCAAGACCCCACGGGGCCCCGUCGAGACCCCACAGGGCCCCGUCGAGACCCCGCGGGGCCCCGUGGCUUCAUGGCUGCGGCUUCUGGCGGCGCGGCGCGGAGUCACGGGGGCCGCAUUCCGCAUUCGACUCGCGGCAGCUCAACUCGCGGAGCCACUGGAGGCGGCGUCCGGCCCGGGGCUGCUGCUGCUGCUGUCGAGCUACGAGCGGCUCGAGGCGACCUCCCGCAGCGGCGGCGGCGGCGCUCGCUGCACGUGA
Messenger RNA from Lethenteron reissneri (Far Eastern brook lamprey), 1578 nucleotides. RefSeq names its product basic salivary proline-rich protein 1-like. The record is from RefSeq and is a predicted model, not a curated record. Lineage: Eukaryota; Metazoa; Chordata; Hyperoartia; Petromyzontiformes; Petromyzontidae.